GCUCUGUUGGUCCACUACGCCGAAGCGGCGUUCAGCGUGCAGCUUGGGCCGGGUGUGGACGCGAUUCUUAGUGCACGUCGGCAAAUGCCCCCGCACCUCUCGGCUGAAUUCUGCACUGCAGAGCCCUGCAGAGUUGAAGGUGUCAGACUUGUCCUUUUUGUGGUCGUUUGUCUCUUAGGGUUGUAUACAGGGAAGGCAGAAGUGAGAGGGGCUUCUUCGCGUUUUUUUGUUUGUGUUGUUGGCUUUUGUGGUGCUGGGUAUUGAACCCUGGGCCUCACAUGUGCUAGGCCGUGUGAGCUCUGCUGCCGAGCCCUACCGCUUCCCCCACGGUUUUCCUCUGGUGAAAACCUGGCAGACAGUGUUUGCUUGAAGGCCCAGCCUGGGCGGUCAAGGCUGGGAAGGAAGUUUCACAGCGCACCUCAUUGUCCUGUUUUAUUUCUUGCUAAGAGCUACUGACCAAUAGUUUGUGUUGGGCCAGGAUUAAUGGCUGCUUUAUUUUUAGUAGCUCAUAGAAGGAAACGAGAUCUGGAUUUUAUUUUCCUGACACAUCCUGCUCCCAAUAGUCUUCCCAAAAGCCAAGUAAGCAAACAUCUUGACAGGCAGUCACCUGAGCUAUCUGGUCCAUAGGUAGCAUCCCUGUGUGCCGAAGGCACCUGCGGCCCCCCCACCCCCUCCAUCCUGGUUGUUCUCCCUGUUAACUGGGGUUUAUCAGGUAGCUUGUUUAAAGAACAACCUCUUGCCACCAUAUCACUGCGGUUUUGGCACCCUUAGUGUGGAGCCACCCUGGAUAGGCCCCGGGUCCAGCCCUGCUCUGGUGGCAGCAACACCAGAGGUCUAGAAUUUCUUUUUUUACAGCCCAUCAGAUGGCUGGCAGCGCUUGUUCUCUGUCAAAGCACAAGAUGGAAUUUUAGAUCAGGAGGGUAAGUUCACCGGUUCCGAGCUUUCUGUUCUCUAGGGUCCUCUCGAUCUUCCUGAUCAGCAGAUGGAGUGACUCACUAGAGUUGCAGGACCCAGAGAGGGAUCCCGUCAUUCUCUGUCCUGGCUGACCUUAGAGGACAAGGGUCAAAAUGUUGGCUGCUUUUUCCUUGGCCCUUUUACUUCCUUGACUUUGGUCUCCAAGUUUUUGGUUUUAAUCACCCAGCAAGCCUGUUUCACCAGUCAGAUGGCCAAAGUUGUGACUUAGUCCUGAGUUCAGUUUCCUUUUUCUCAAAGUGGACCAAGAUGGAGCAACCAAUACUGUCCCCUAACUCUCCUGCAGUUGGCUGUCAGCAAGUUCACCAGCACCAUGAAUCCUCAUCAUGGGAAUGGAGUUCCUUGGAGAGCCAGGCCUGCCCAAGAAAGCUGGAGCAGGGGCUACUCUCGGGUCCCAUCUGGGUUGCUAAGUUUGUUGUUGAAAGCUUGGUCUUGAGAUUUUCAAAGUAGAAAAUGAACUGCAUUUAGUUAAUUGUUGAAGUGUAAUUUAUGUCUAGUGAGGGGCACAGGUCUUGUAUCCAGUUCCAUGAGUUCUGAUAUACACAUCCACCCACUUAUCCCAUGCUCCUGUCAGGUGUAGAACCUGCCUUUCAUCCCUUGAGGUUGCCUUUCAAGCCUUUCAGGACCCUGCCUCAGCUAGUGUUUGUGACCUGACCACUUUCUGUAGUGUCAUGGAGUCACAUCCCACCUACAGCUGUGCCACCCACCACUCAGCCAUAUGGGUGUAUUUCUGGUGUGGCUAAAGAAGUUAUGUGCAAUUUUGGACCGUUUUUGUGGGCAUGUGUCUUUCUUUCUCUUGGGAAGACAGCAGGAGUGCCACGCCACGGCCAGGUGUGCAGUUCCUCAGCUCUGCAUCCCCACCAUCCAGGUGCCUGGAGUCUGUCAUUCAUCUCCCAUGGUGUGAUGGUGGCAUGCAUUUUUCUUCUGUGUAUUAUGUGCUCAGAUGUCUGUUCUGAAGUGUCUCAUAAGGCUUCAUCAUGUUUUUUAUUACUGAGUUGUGACAGUCUCUUCUGUAUUCUAUAAACAGGGCUUUUGUUAGGUAGUAUUUGUCUUGCAAAUAUUAACACCCCACACUCUUUUUUUUUUUUUUUUUUUUUUAGCUACAGGGGAUUGAACCCAGAGGUUCUUUACCACUGAGCUAUGUUCCAAUCAUUUUUAAGAUUUUGAGGGGCUUCACUGAAUUGCCUUGGCCUCCAGAGUCCCAUUCUUUGAACUGCCUAUUCAUGUUAUCAGUAGUGUAAUUCACAUUUUCUUAUUUUGGAACAGAUUUAGACUCUUAUUUUGGGACAGAUGCACUUGCCCCGAGAUAAUGGCUCACCUGACCUUACUGCCCUUAUAAGUUAUGGGGCUGCAGUGGCAUCACUGUGCGUGUCCCCAGCUUUGCCCGUCCAGGGCCCUAUGCAGGACCCCACAUUGUGUUUGGCUGCUGUGUCUUCCCCAGGCUGUGGCUGUGUCUCACUCUGGUGAAUUCUUAGGAUCUGAAGAGGCUUGGUGGGGUGUUUCUAGAACAUCCUGUUUGGGUUCCUCAGGUGGACUGACAUGAGGGACUGUCACGUCACUCAUGGCAGACUGAAGGAGCACCGGGGUGAUCAGGUGAGGUGCUGAUCCCAUCACACCCCUUUAGGGCCUCUCUGACGUCCACAGAAUACCCCUGGCCUGGUUGAGAUGGUGUUUGUAGGUGUCUCUGCUGCAGAGUUGCUCCUUUCCCCUGUCCCUGCUGUCUUACAGUGAGUCUCUGUCCAGCCCAUGCUGGGGAUGCUAUCUGAGAUUCCUCUGUAAAGAGUGUCUCUUUCGUGGUGUUUGGCUAUCAGUCAUGCACUUUCACCAGCGUGGACGUGCCCUGCACUGGCCCUGGUUUAUGCACUGUCGCCAGCAUGGACACACCCUGCACUGGCUGUGGUUCAUGCACUGUUGCCAGCAUGGACACGCCCUGCACUGGCCAUGGUUCAUGCACUGAGGCCAGUGUGGACGUGCCCUCCUCUGUCUGUGGUUCAUGCACUGUUGCCAGCAUGGAUGCACCCUCCAUUGUCAGGUUCAUGCACUGUGGCCGGUGUGGACACGCCCUCCACUGACUGUGGUUCAUGCACUGUCACCAGUGUGGACGUGCCCUGCACUGGCUGUGGUUCAUGCACUGUUGCUAGCGUGGACGUGCCUGCACUGGCCGUGGCUCGUGUACUGUCCCCAGUGUGGCACUGUGCACUGGCUGUGGUUUGGGGCUCGGCCGUGUAUUUCUGCUGUGUAGUCUCAGCUUUGUGUUGGGGCACUUUCAUCUGGCUACUGUCUUGAUUUUUGAGCACUUUCUUUCUCAUGCUCUAAGGUACUCUGGGCUCUUGCUCCUAUGUUUCCUGCCCUAGACCCAGGACCAGCCCCUUCUCCAGGGAGCCCUCAUUCCUAAGAUUGGAGGGUGGUCUUAGAAACUAGAAUCUAGGGGGCUGGGGAUAUAGCUCAGUUGGCAAAGUGCUUGCCUCACAUGCACAAGGCCUUGGGUUCAAUCCCCAGCAGAGAGAGGGAGAGAGAGAGAGAGAGGGAGGGAGGUAGAUAUGAGAAUCAAGGCCCAGGUGCUCCUUUUGCUUCUAGGGCCUCAGUGGACAGAACCUGCUGAUGGAGCUGAUUACACACUCAGAUCUAUGUGUCUGCAAUCUCUAACCUGGAACAUGCUGUUAGGCCCACCAUCUGCAGCCCAUUUCCUUCUUUAUUCAGCCCCAGUGUGCAUGCAGAGCACCCUCAGAAUUGGUCCUCAUAUCCCUUAGGCUCUAGAAAUAAAGUUACCAAGCAGAGCACAGAGUUCUGUGAGUUACAGUGGAGAUUUUUGUUUUGUUCUGUUUUGUAAAUUCCUUAGGAUUAUAUGUAAACAAUUGUAUCAUCUGUAUUGGGACAGUUUUACUUUUUCCUUUCUAAACCUUUUUUUUUUUUUUGGUACCAGGGGUUGACUCUGAGGGGUCCUUAACCAUUGAGCCACAUCCCCAGACUGUUUUUGUUUUUUAUUUUGAGAUAGGGCCUUACUAAGUUGCUGAGCCUUUCUAAUGUUUAUGGCUUUUCUUUUCUUUUUACUACAUUGGCUAAAACCAUAGAACAGUGAUAAAUAAUGUAAUGACCAUAUUAAAAAGGAGAAAAAACACAUGAUCACUCCAGUAAAUGUUGAAAAGGCAUUUAAUAACAUUUAAACCCCUUUCGUGAUGAAGGAAAAACCUCUUAGCAAACUAGGAGGAGAAGGGAGCUUUGUCUGUGUGAUAAAAGGCAUCUGUGGAAACCUACACUAGAUGUUGUACUUGGCAGUGGAAAACGUGAAGUACUUUAUCCCUAAAAUCAAGCAGCUAGCAUUGCGCCUGGAGCCCUUACCUUGGCAGUAAGGUCAGAGGUAAAAACCAGGUUGGUUUCAUCAGAUCAUAGAGGACAAGUAAAACUGCAUUUGCAAGUGAUGUGGUUAUGUAGAGAUCCUAAGAAAUAUUAAAAAAAGGCUGAGUAUAUUAAAUAAAAUCACGAAGAUCUUGGAAAUAAAAGUUUAUAUGCAGAAAUCAACUGUUCUGUUAUGUAUUAACAGCAAACUAUUAGAAAAUGAAAUCAGAAGUUCUUUUCUGUUUAUAAUCAUACCAAGAAAUAAAGUAUUUAGUAGUAAGUCUAACUAAAGAUAUGCAAAACCUCUUGACUGAGAACACGGCGCACUGGCUGUGGGAAACUGAAGUGACCUAGCGUGGGGGAGACGUGUUUGAAGUGGAGGACUUGACGUGGUUGGAAGACCAGUCCUCCCUGCAGAACUCAUGCAAGCCUUUCCUGUGAACUGACAAGCUGAUUCUCAAACGUGGAUAUGCGUGUGACUAGAACUGCCCACACUGUUGUCAGAAGCAGGUUCUUGUGGCUUGACCUCUGGCUGUGUAUGCACAGCCUCAGCAAUGGAGCACCCUGGAGCUGAGUUGGCUGUGGAGUGAUGUCUGAGAGCAGAGCAGCUGCCCAGCACAGAGACAAGUACAGCAAGGCUGGGAUGGUGGUCAGAACAGGUUUACUGCAAGGCCAGGGAAGAACUGAGGGGCACCCUAGACAGGGGUGGGCAGUGGUGAGGGAGAGGAGGCCCAGCCUCCCUGGGUGGAGUGCCACUUAGCCACUGAAAGGCACAGAUGUGCAGAUCAACAAGGCACUUCCAGAGGCCCUGUGCCAUGUGACAUAGCCAGACACAAAGCUAUACCUGCUAAGUGACCCCUUUGUAAGAAAUUCUAGAAUACAGCUCAGUGCAGUGGCAUAUGCCUUUAAUCUCAGCAGCUUGGGACUCUGAGGCAGGAGGACUGCGAGUUCAAAGCCAGCCUCAGCCACUUAGCUAGACAGUAAGCAAUUCAGUAAGAUCCUGUCUCUAAAUAAAAUACAAAAAAGGGCUAGGGAUGUGGUUCAGUGGUUAAGCACCCCUGAGUUAAAUCCCUGGGACCAAAAAAAAAAACCAAAGAAAUUCUAGAAAGCAGAUUUGUGGUGAUAGCCAGUCAGUGGGUGCCGGGGCCAGGGUUUGCAGGGGGGAGGGUUGCAGAGGGCUGCACUGCAGAUGCCCUGAUGAGGUGCGGUCUCACAGAUGUGUGUUGUGCACAGCUUUCCAGAACCUCCAGGUUGUGUGUUGUGUGCCAGUCGAACCUCAAUAAAGUUGACUAAGCAGUGCCAGUGUGACUGGAGUCUUGGACUUUUGGUUCCUUUUGUGACUUGACCUGGCCCUGGUUACCUCUCCCAGAAAGUGAGAAGGGACCCUGACCCCAGUUCUCCCCAGGGCAUGGGGAGAUCUACUGAGCACAUGUUAAAUGGACAAAAAGGAAGGAUGAGACUCCCACAUCCUGUAGGUGAGGGGCACCAUCUAAGGACUAGCCGUGAAGGAGGCCUUCAGGAAGUGUGCACUUUUAGUGGGGUGGAUCGCUGGCACUCUUCCAGAAAAGGCAAGCGCUGCUGUAGGCAGGAGGGCACUGGACCUGGCUUCAUAGAAAACCAUCCCUCAGGACUGGACACUGUGAACCAUACCGUGUGGUUACUUUGCCAACAGACCUGGAUGAAUCCGGCAUAAAGCAAAUUACAGGACAGAUGUGGGCCCCUCCCUGUCAAGGGACCAGAGCUUGUGCCCUCAGUCUUUGCCUUGUGGGCUGUGUGGACCCCAUAGUCCUCUCCCCAGGAUCCCCAAGGGGGAACUUGCCCACUGCCCUGGGCCAGUCGGAGAGCACCGUUCCUUAUUCCCCAGCCUCGAACUGGAACAUCUCUGCAUUCUUCCUGAGGACCUGCCUGGAAGGGAAGUGGGGACUGCUGCUGUGGAAGUGUCCUCGGUGCCAAGGUGUCCUACAGUGUGCUGCUCCCACCCCGCAGCUGUGUUUAAGUGCAGUUUCCUGGAGGCCCCGCUGUCCUCCUGCUCCUGGCAUGGCACUGCAACGCUUCACGCUCCUGGCUGGCCUUCUGGUGGGAGUUGCCAGCAAGUCCACAGAAAGUGAGGCCCAGCAGCCUGAGUGCUGUGUGGACGUGAUGGACGCCAACACUACAUGCCCAAGCACAGGCCUGUGUGGCCCAGGCUGCUAUAGACGCUGGAACGCGGACGGGAGCACCAGCUGCAUCCGGUGCAGGAACGGGACGGUGCUGACCUAUAACAGCUCGGAGUGCAGAAGCCUUGCUGCCUGGGGUGCGCAGUUCCCCAUGAACAGAAGCACAGGGCUGCCUGGACGGCCACAUUUUGGGGGUUCCCACGUGGCAGCUUCCCUCUUCCUGGGGACCUUCUUCGUCAGCGCAGGCCUCAUCCUCUCUGUGGCUGGGUUCUUCUACCUCAAGCGCUCCAGUAAGCUCCCCAGGGUCUUCUACAGGAGAGACAAAGCCCCAGGCCUGCAGCCUGGCGAAGUCGCUGCCAUGAUCCCCCCACCACAGUCCUCAGUGCGAAAACCAAGAUAUGUCAGGCGCGAGCGGCCUCUGGACCGGGCCGUGGACCCUUCUGCCUUCUCCACAGCAGAGGCCCGAGUCAGCCACGUCUGACCUGGAAGCUGAUCCAGACUGCACUGCCUGCAGCUUGGAGGCUGGAGGACGCCCCCUCAAUGAGCCCCCCACACAAAGGCCUUGUCACCUGGGGCUGGGGACAGGCCAGACCUGGCUCCCAGUGAGUGACAGGCUGAAGGGGAACCCACCCACUGGUUCUUGAAAGGCCUUUUGCUCCAUCCGCACGGCUUGGUUUGACCCACAGGAGCUGGCAGAUGUGAGACGGGGGGCUCAGGCCACAGCCAGACCCACACAGCCAGAACUGUUAGGAGACGGCAGGGGUCCCGAGGCUGCUUUGCACCUGGAGAAACCAGGGGAGGCUCUACCCUCUGGAGUCCGUGGUAGCAGGACCCCUCCAGGACCGCCCAGCCCAGUGGCCCCCACAGACCCCUCUAAGAGGAGUGAAGCUGAGGCCUGGCCGGCAGGCAGGAUGCAGCUGUGAGCCGGCUGCCGAAGACAGGCCUGCAGGUCGUCUUGCUCCUGUGGUGGCUGGGAGGCCACAGCCACACCCUCAGGAGCUACAGAACUGAGUUCCCUGAGGCACUGCUGUCGCAGUCCCAGGCCUGGCACCCCAGGCCUGACACACUGGCCAGCAGACACCCAGGCCGGGCACCUGCAGCGAAGUGUCCACACAUGGGUCCUCCUCAUCUGAAUCCCCAGGUUCUCUGGGCCUGUGGAAGGCAUGCUGGCCAGCGGCCCUUGCCUGGUGGUCCUGUCCCAGCCAUCCCAGGCCACCAGACACUGCCUGCACAUGGCUAGCUUGGCUGGGGCCACCAGCCAGGGCUUCCUGUAGAGGAGGCUCGAUGGUGGCCGCCUCCUGUGUGCUGGGCUCAGCACUUAGUGGGUCUGUCACUGUCCUCAGGUGUCCUGCCUCAUUUCCAUCGAGCCUGGCCCACUUCUUGGGGACAUGGCUGUGCUCUUGGCACUGUGAUUCUGUGUGCAGCUCAUCAUCCGCGAGUGGUGGACUUGGUCUCUGAGGCUGGCCAGCCACUGGCCCAGCCACAGGGGUGGGGUGCCCAUCUGAAGUCGAGUCGAGUAAACUCUUCAGAGCUUC
Molecule: messenger RNA, 7999 nt
Organism: Ictidomys tridecemlineatus (thirteen-lined ground squirrel)
Lineage: Eukaryota; Metazoa; Chordata; Mammalia; Rodentia; Sciuridae
Source: RefSeq, a predicted model, not a curated record